CAAAUUAGUGUUGCACCGGGUGUAACCAACGAGCUAACGUUAGGCUAGUUAGGUGUAGCUAGCUAGCUGUAGGUUCUUGUCAGCGUACGCAGCUAUAUGUUUGACACUUACAUGCAUUGAGGGUCGCUAAAGAAACUCGUUGGUGUCAUUUGGAUGUACAGCCGCUCUGCUUUUAUCUUCUACGUCGCUGCUUCAUUUGUUUUUUUUAUUAUCUCUUCCGUGUUGGUCAGAUAGCUCAGUUAGCCUCGUUAGCUCACUAGGCACAGCAGCGUAUGGGUGUCAAAGUUAGCAGUGACUCCCCCGGUUGUCUGGUCGCUUGAUCUUACAUUUCGGACACGUCAAGGUUCCCCAAAUCGGUCUCCCGUUUUUGGAGGCUGUGAUGUCGGAGCCCAAAACCCCAACGCCCACUCCUGCUGGUGACACAUACAAAGGAUGGGUGUUCAAGUGGACAAACUACAUCAAGGGUUAUCAGCGGAGGUGGUUUGUCCUGAGCAAUGGGCUGUUGUCAUACUACAGGACUCAGGCAGAGAUGGGCCACACGUGUCGAGGCACGAUCAACCUGGCCACAGCGACUAUCACCGUGGAUGACGCCUGCAACUUCGUUAUCUCCAACGGUGGGGCACAAACGUACCACCUGAAGGCCAGCUGUGAGGUGGAACGUCAGCGCUGGAUCACUGCCCUGGAACUGGCCAAAGCCAAGGCGGCUCGCAUGCAGGCCGAGUCAGACGACUCAGGGGACGACUUUCCUCCAUCGUCCGCGCCAGCAGCACCGGGACAAGGCAGCGCAUCACAGAACUCAGAGGUCCAGUCUGCUCUGAGAACACUUGGAAGCAAAGUGGAGGAUCUCAGCACGUGCAAUGACCUGAUCUCAAAGCACGGCUCUGCCCUCCAGAGGUCUUUAUCAGAAUUGGACAGUUUGCGUCUGACGGGAGAGGCUGGGGAUAAGAUUCGUCAGGUGACGGAGAGGGCCACACUGUUCCGUAUUACCUCUAACGCCAUGAUUAACGCGUGUCGUGACUUCCUCGCACUGGCUCAGGCUCACAGCAAGCGGUGGCAGAAAGCCCUUCAGGCAGAAAGGGAUCAGCGGGUUCGGCUGGAGGAGACUUUAGAGCAGCUGGCCAAGCAGCACAACAACCUGGAGCGAGCGUUCAGAGGGGCUUCACAGGCGAACUCUACUGCAGACAAUAAAAGUGCUGCGGGUCCAGGAAAAGGUGAAGCCAGCGAUGAAGAUGACGACAAUGAAUUCUUUGAUGCCAUGGAGGAGGCACCUGAGUUCAUCACCGUACCUGCAGACCCACAGUUCCACAAAAGGUCAAGCAGUAACAUCAGCGGCUUCAACAGUGAAAUGUGUCCUGAUGAUCAGUCGCUCAACGAGGAACCCCUAGCGAUGAACCAGGAAUCCCCGUCUCAGGACUUAGUACCCUUAAAGAAGAGGCGGACGCGCAUCUCCGACAAACCCAACUACUCUCUCAACCUUUGGAGCAUCAUGAAGAACUGCAUCGGCAAAGAGCUGUCCAAGAUUCCCAUGCCUGUGAACUUCAACGAGCCCAUAUCCAUGCUGCAGCGGCUGUCGGAGGACCUCGAGUACCACGAGCUGCUCGACAAGGCCGCCAAGUGCCAGAGUUCCCUCGAGCAAAUGUGCUACGUGGCCGCCUUCUCCGUGUCCUCCUACUCCACCACCGUCCACCGCACCGGCAAGCCCUUCAACCCUCUGCUGGGAGAGACGUACGAGCUGGACCGCCGGAGAGAGAGUGGCUAUCGCUCCCUCUGCGAGCAGGUGAGUCAUCACCCUCCUGCAGCAGCGCAUCAUGUGAUCUCUGAUCGGGGCUGGACUCUGAGGCAGGAAAUCACUGUCGCCAGCAAGUUUAGGGGCAAAUACCUCUCCAUCAUGCCCUUAGGCACAAUUCACGCAAUCUUCGAGAAAGGCAACAAUCACUACACAUGGAAGAAAGUCACCACCACGGUGCACAACAUCAUCGUCGGAAAACUGUGGAUCGACCAGUCAGGGGAGAUCGACGUGGUGAACCACACCACUGGAGACCGCUGCCACUUGAAGUUUGCUCCUUACAGCUACUUCUCCAGAGACGUGGCCAGGAAGGUGACCGGCGUUGUAAUGGAUAAGGAUGGCAAAGCCCACUACGUGCUGUCGGGCACAUGGGAUGAGAAGAUGGAGUUUUCUCGGGUGAUGCAGAGCAGCCGCGGAGGGGAGAACGGCACAGAGGGCAAACAGAAGACAGUCUAUCAAACCCUCAAAGCCAGAGAGGUGUGGAGGAGGAACCCUCUUCCCGACGGAGCGGAGACCAUGUAUUACUUCACUGCUCUGGCGCUGACCCUGAACGAGCUUGAGGAGGGCAUGGCGCCCACCGACAGCCGGCGCCGGCCCGAUCAACGCCUAAUGGAGGAGGGCCGCUGGGACGAGGCCAACUCGGAGAAGCAGCGGCUAGAGGAGAAGCAGCGCAGCGUCAGGAGGGAGAGAGAGAGGGAGGCCGCCAGCCAACGCACCUCCAGCCAAUCAGAAGAAGGCGCACCUCAUGAAAACUACCAGGCACUUUGGUUUGAGCGCUGUGAGGACCGCAUCACAGGUGAGCCAGUCCAUAUCUAUAAGGGAGGCUACUGGGAAGCCAAGGACCGGGGCAGCUGGGAAGGCUGUCCUGAUAUAUUUUGACCUUAGCAUCGACUGCAAGGUUCCCUGAAGAGACUGAUCCAUCAAAGCCGCCUGGUGGACGGCUUCCACCACACACGCUCCCUCCAGUGGCUCUCUGUUCUAAGAGAUCUCCAGGACGGUCUCUGCUGUCUGCAACCGGAGGUGGGGCCUCCUUAAUCCUGUUCUGGUUCUUGUCUCCUUAAUGCUGUCACAUAUCUGAGAUGAAGUUCUGCUGCUUUGACCCGGGUCAGGCAACAAGGUGAAAUGGGAAGUGCUUCCAAAAUCUACAGUAGCUGCUCAGUGAAAGUCUUGUUCAUUCUCUCAGAGUAAGAGCAGAAGAGGUUUUUACGCUGAUAACACCAUGUGAGAUAAUGUAGUGUUCUUAUUGUCAUCCACAGCUUUGUGUGCUUUGGUUAUAACUCUAAAAACGGGGUAAGAUCUUGGUAAUAUAUACAUUUCUAUAUAAAUAUGUUUAGAAUAAUUUCAUUUAACUGUCGACUGGUGGCCUUCAAGACCUUAGCGAGGAUUUCUUGUUUUUCUCUCUGAUUUAGUGUCUUAAUGUAAUGAAGUGAAGGUUCUACUGUGCUCGUGUGUAUGAUGCAUAUCUGCUCUUCCAUCACUUUACUACUCUGCCUUUGUGCAGUAUACUGUGUUAAAAAAGAAAAAGAAGAAACAAACGAUUGUGGAAAAUAAUGGUUAAACCUCCAUGCUGUUAUUUUUUUGUAGUUAAGAGUCCCCCCCCCCCCCACCCACACCCAUUCUCUACGCCUUAGAAAUGAGCAAGCUGCUCAUGCUUGUAUUAAGAUCACAUCUGAGUGGAUUUGACGCCGACGUUAAUUGCUGUUUUUGUUGUACAAAAAAAAUGAAACUUUGAGGAAAUAGUUAAAAAAAAAAAAAAACAAGGUGCAAAAUGCCCCCAAAAAGCUUGUUCCUUAAUUAUGGCACAUUUAUCAGUUAACGAAUCAAUCCCUUUUCACAGGAUCGGAAUAAUGUUUGGUCUUUUCACAGAGGAUAACGGAGUGUCAUGGCAGUAAAAUGGUUUUCAACAGUGUCAUGUUUAAUAGUGUUGAGGGUAACACAUUCAUAUGAGCAAAGAAACAAGUGUUAAUACAUUAUGCAAGUACAUUUUGACACCAAAUACAUGGGAUAUAAUGUGUGUGUGUGUGUGCGUGUGUGCGCCCGUGUGUGUGUGUGUGCGCUUGUUUGUGAUAUUCAUAAUUUUGUUUGUAAGUGUACUUAAAAAUGAAGAAUAAAGAAACAAAGAAGCAUCGCAAAUAACUAUGAUUUUAUAAAUGUAUAGAAAUUCAUAUUAUAGUAUUGAUGACUGUAAGGUAGGAUUUUUUUUUGUUUUUGUUUUUGGGGUUCCUCUCGCACUAAUGGAAGAGGACUUUCUUCAUUUUGAGAAAAAAGGGAGUUUCCAAACUUAACCCAGAUGGGAGACAUGACAUUGUUCAGUAUUUUGUAUUAACAAAGAAAAAUAAUCUGUAAUAAACAAAUGCUGUGAUGUCAAACAAAAAAA
Labrus mixtus (cuckoo wrasse) is the source of this 4163-nucleotide messenger RNA. Its product is annotated as oxysterol-binding protein 1-like. Gene Ontology annotation, molecular function: sterol binding. The record is from RefSeq and is a predicted model, not a curated record. The transcript has 16 exons. NCBI's taxonomy places the organism in Eukaryota, Metazoa, Chordata, Actinopteri, Labriformes, Labridae. Gene Ontology annotation, cellular component: membrane; intracellular membrane-bounded organelle; cytosol. The coding region runs from base 380 to 2665 and encodes 761 amino acids.